GCAGAACUUCAACGAAGCCAUUUGAGUCAGCCAUAGCUUAUGGCGGUUGAAGUGGGCCCACUUUCGGAAGAGGCGCUGCGGCGCAGCGGCCUGCGCAGCCUUUUUCAGCGUCUGCCCAAGGCGGCGCUGAGCUUCCCCAAGCGACCCAAUGGCUUGCCGCUGUUGCUGAAGGAAGGCUUCUUUGAGCGACUCCUUUCCGGUCAGACAUCGCUGAACAGCUUUCCUGCCUCAGACGUCUCAGCGGCGCAGGGGGACUUGAAGCACUUGAGCUUCGAGCAGCUCCUUCUGAUUUGCCAAGGGGACCCGCCGAGUCUUGCCGGGCCUUUGGCGGCCUUCUGGGCCAGCGCCGAGUCGCUGCUCUAUGAGCGGCUGUCGGCGCGGCUGGGCAAAACCGCUGAGGAGGCGCAGCUGGUGCCGCUGAUCUACGGGGCGCUGCAGCACGUGAGCGCUUUGCCUCCGGCGGAGCACUGGCUUCUGAAGGGCGCGCUGCUCUUCCUGCCCAGCUGCGAGGUGAAGCCCUUGGAGGAAACUGCGGCCUACUGCCACAGCAACCUCAUGAAGGCCAGCAACGUCGCGAAGGAGCGGAAAAAGCUCCACUGGGAGGUGCAGCAUUGCGAGAACCCGAAGGACUUCAAGGAGCGACAAGCAGAUCGUGCAACUGGGCCGAGGCGCUCUUCCGCGAAGGGAUACCCGGCGCCGGCUCCGAAGCCAGCGGCGAAAGCGGACUCUGACGCACCCACCGAGAGCGAGUAUGAGACCGAUGAGGAGGAGCCCAAGCCUGGUAGUCGGCCGCGGGUCGUGUCCGCCGGUCUUGCGAAGGCAGCUCCAGCCCCGAAGCCAGAAGCCGGCGUGCCUCCAGCCCUGGAGCAGCUCCGGAAGGAGCUGGCAGCGGCCAAGGCCCAGGCCGCCGAUGCGGACCGCGUGCUGCAGGAGCGUGAUGCGAUGAAGGCAGAGCUGGCGAGCACAAAGGCUACGGAGGCCGCGGUGCAAGAGGAGCUGGCUCGGUUGAAAGAGGAGCUGGACAGCGCUCAAGCUUCACAGGCCGCCCUGCGAGAUGAGCUGGCGAGCGCCCAGGGAGCAGAGGCCCAAGCAGCUCAAGAUCGGGCAGCAUGCGAGGCGGCUCAGGCGGAAGUGGCAAGCUUGAAGGAGGAGCUGGCAAGCGCGAAAGACUCCGAGGUGGCGGUUCAAGCGGAAGUGUCCAAGCUGAGGGAGGAGCUCGAAAGCGCAAAAGGCGCUGAGGCGGCUCAGGCGGAAGUGGCAAGCUUGAAGGAGGAGCUGGCGAGCGCGAAAGACUCCGAGGCGGCGGCUCAAGCGGAAGUCGCCAAGCUGCGGGAAGAGCUCGAAAGCGCAAAAGCCGCUGAGGCUCAAGCUCUGCAAGAUGUGGAGGCCCUGAAGGAAGAAGCGGCAGGUGUGCAGGCACUUCAAGAGCAAGUGGCCAGCAUGAAAGCGGAGAGCGCUGCGUUGGAGGCGGCUCAAGCGGAGACGGCUCGGCUGGGCGAGGAGCUGGUCAGCGCCAAGCGCUCGGAGGCUGCGGCGCAAGAAGAGCUCGCAAAGAUCAGGGAGGAGCUGGUGGGCGCCAAACGUUCCGAGGCUCAAGCGCAUCAAGAGCUGGCAGCGAGUGAGGCGGAGAAGAAGAACGCGGAGGCGGCAGCUCAAGAGGAGCUGGCCAAACUGCGAGAGGAGCUGGAGGCUCAAAGGUCGGAGGCCCCAGCGCGUCAAGAGGCGCAGGCGCCGUCUGUGACAAGGCUAGCCACCCAGGAGGCCGUGGCAGCCGCCAACGCUGCCGCUGAGGAGGCCGACCGCUUGAACGCCGCGCUGCGAGACAGCAUGAAGGACCGCGCCGAGGCGUGA
Messenger RNA from Effrenium voratum, 1851 nucleotides. Lineage: Eukaryota; Dinophyceae; Suessiales; Symbiodiniaceae. The record is from the annotation of a GenBank genome assembly.